This is a messenger RNA of Trichoderma gamsii, 735 nucleotides long. RefSeq lists its product as hypothetical. The transcript has a single exon. Lineage: Eukaryota; Fungi; Ascomycota; Sordariomycetes; Hypocreales; Hypocreaceae. The record is from RefSeq and is a predicted model, not a curated record. Bases 1 to 735 code for a protein of 244 amino acids.
AUGGAGCUCGAUGGCCCUACGGCGACUUCUCCAAAAGUCGAGUCGAAGGAUGGAAACCUUGAUAGCCUCGAAAUUAUCAAGCAUGAAGAAGUAAAAGAAGAUGAUACUCAAGAAGACCUGAUUAAGAAGCUCUUCGACAUGGUUCGUGACGUGACCGCAGAGCAGCUGGCACUCAAGCAGCUUCAGAUAACAAACACCAUCUGCCGCCUCAAAGAACUCCAAGAUCAACAGCCUCCCAAGGCCACCUUCAACCCUGCCAUAGCAAACAGUUGCCGCGAGCGUCUCGAAGGCACACUCACAUACCUCACCUCUGAGCUCUCGGCCAUCCCUCCAGCCAAAUGGACCACCUACAAGAGGAAGCUCCUCAAGUUUUGCGAAUCCGAGCCCAUUCUCACCAUGACCUUUGCACAGCGUCUCUACAAAGUCGUCGACAUAAUCUACCUCCCGGAAGAAAUGGACGCGAUACCAAAGGAGGAUUUUAAGAGGAUGCACAGCGUGGCGAGGAUUUGUGCCGCUGCCGCUCAAGCGCUGGGGCCAGAGCACGAGAGUGAGGAGGCACUGGCUGAGAAGUGGAUUAGUGCAAAGGCUCAGGAUUUGGAGUUUUUGAAGAAGAUGUUUCGUUCUAUGAGGGGGAUUUACAAGGCUUCUGCGCCUGAGCGGACGGAGAUGCCUUGGGAGAGACAAGCGGGGGAACGAGAUAAUGGACAAGCCUGCGGGAAUGCCCAAAGCUUAUGA